AUGCCUGGUUGGUUUUUCAAUAUCAGUAGCCUUGAGUACCUUAAUCUUAAAGGAAAUAGUCUUCAGGGCACCAUUUCGCCUGCAAUUAAGAAUCUAGCUUCGCUUAAUUUCCUUGAUUUAUCCAGUAAUCCAUUUGUUGGAGGCAAAAUUCCGGUUGCACUUGAUGGUCUAUAUCUUGUGCAUAACAGUUUAUCAGGAACUAUUCCUUCAAGCUUUGGGGAAUUUACUUCCAUGAAAGUAUUCCAGGUCCAGGAUAUUCACGAAACCAUUUUAGAUGUUUUUACUAUUGGUUACAAUGACAAAAUGCACCGGACCUUCAACGGAAGAGAUUUUGAGUUUGUCAGAGUGCUUGCAUUCGUGAAUGCUAUGGACCUUUCAGACAAUAAUUUGUCUAGAGCGAUACCAGAAGAACUGACCAAUCUUUUUGGGCUCUUGGUCCUAAAUUUGUCUAGAAAUCAUCUAUCAGGAGAGAUCACAAAAAAGAUUGAUGCACUUCAACAGUUGGAGUUACUUGACUUAUCAAGCAAUGACCUUUUCGGUGGAAUCCCUUCAAGCAUGAAGGUCCUAACUUUUUUGAGUUACUUGAACUUAUUAUAUAACAACUUGUUGGGAAGAGUUCUAUUUGGUGAUCAGCUUCAGACCCUCAUGGAUCCAUCUAUCUAUGCUGGUAAUCUUGGUCUUUGCGGGUUCCCAUUAACCCAAGAGUGCAAAGUUGAUGAACAUGAAAUGAAGUGGUUGAAUAUGUGCAUUGGGGCAGGAUUUGCAACAGGUUUCUGGGUUGUAUUUGGCCCAUUACUAUUCAAUGAAAAAAUGGAGAGAAGUCUAUUUUCGACUUACAGAUCAAGUGUGUGA
Messenger RNA from Elaeis guineensis (African oil palm), 852 nucleotides. NCBI's taxonomy places the organism in Eukaryota, Viridiplantae, Streptophyta, Magnoliopsida, Arecales, Arecaceae. The record is from RefSeq and is a predicted model, not a curated record.